Messenger RNA from Paramecium tetraurelia, 762 nucleotides. RefSeq lists its product as uncharacterized. The record is from RefSeq and is a predicted model, not a curated record. Lineage: Eukaryota; Ciliophora; Oligohymenophorea; Peniculida; Parameciidae. The transcript is spliced from 4 exons.
AUGUUAUCAGAAACUAGUAAGGAAGUUUAAAAGGAUUAAAAUGUCGUACCACAAUUAAAUCAAACCCCAAGUAGUACAUAUUUUGUUUACAAUUGUUACAUUCCAGUAGUGUAAGAUUACAUGAGUCAGCCUCCUGCUCUAUAGGUUAGGAACUCAAGCGAGUCUUUUCCUCAGUUAAUAAAAAACAAUGAUAGUAUUCAGUUGUCUCAUUUGGCUCCUGGAGUUUCGAUUCCAAGUUUUCAAUUUGGGGCCUCUGCUCCUUUUAUUUCCCCUGAUGAUGUUAUGAGAAAUGUGUAGCCUGCAUAGAAUCAUUUUGCAUCGUUUAUCUUGAAUGAGUAGUUGAAGACACAGAAUCAACCGACCAAAAAUAGAAUAAUCGAAGGGACUCAAACCCUUUGUGACAUAGAGAUCGUACUAAUUUCGCGAUAUUUUGACAUGAAGGCGCAUGUAUUUUGUCCUCCAAAUAACAAGUACGCUCUUAAGGAAGACACCAAUAUUUCGAAUGCUGAAUGGCUGAAGGAUCGAAUGUUGUUUCGCUAUAAAAAACCUAUCAAGGAGUCAUUUUCAGAUAUGAUUGACUAAUUGGAGAAGGAAGGGGAAAUCAAUUUUAAGAACAUGAUUCACCCAGUAAAAUUUGCUUAAGGAGGAUUCGAUAAUGUAGAGAGACAGGUGCCCAAAUCGGUGAAGAGUGAGAAGCCAUUUGCAGUGUUUAUAUUUGAGAUUCAACAAUUAAUUUCCUAGUUCUUGUUCACUAAAUAUUGA